AUGCCUCUGAUCGCCUCCGCGCCGCGGGACCGCAUUAUCCUGGGUUUAAUGACCUUUGGACCCGACGAGAAAGCUGGCGCUCGUAUUACCGACAUUAACGAGUUCAACAGAGUGCUUGAUACAUUCCAAUCGCGUGGCUACAAUGAAGUUGAUACCGCCCGAGUCUACAUUGAUGGCGAGCAGGAAGCCUUUACCCGCCAAACUAGGUGGAAGGAGCGCGGACUAACGUUGGCCACCAAGUUCAAGUAUCCUGCUGAAGCCGGUGCCAAUCAGGCUGCUAAGGUAGUCGAGAGCUUGGAGACGAGUCUCAAGGAGCUGGGGACUGAUAGUGUAGAUAUCAUCUACCUCCACGCCGCCGACCGCACGACGCCCUUUGCUGAGACACUCGAAGCGGUCGAUAAGCUACACAAGGCGGGGAAGUUCGUACGAUUCGGUGUUUCUAACUUUACGGCUGCCGAGGUGGCCGAAGUGGUUCUGACUUGCAAGUACAACAACUGGGUGCGACCGACUAUUUAUCAGGGCAUGUAUAACGCUAUCACGCGGGGCAUUGAGCCGGAGCUGAUCCCAACUUGUCGGCGGUACGGGUUGGAUAUCGUGGUAUACAACCCGAUUGCUGGCGGCCUCUUCAGCGGUAAAAUCAAGAGUGCGGAUAUCGACCCGGCCGAUUUCAGCCGGUUCAGCACAAAGAGUAGCACGGGCGCCAACUAUCGCAACAGAUACUUCAAGGAGAGUACAUUUAAAGCCCUGCAGACGGUAGAGAAGGCUGUUGAGAAACACCCCGGAUUAACCAUGAUAGAGGUGGCGCUGCGUUGGGUAGUACACCACAGCCAGCUUAAGAUCAAGGGGGGCAACGAUGGUAUAUUGAUUGGGAUCAGUUCUCACGACCAGCUCGUUAGCAACUUGGAUAACUUGGAGAAGGGCCCGCUUCCAGAGGACGUCGUGUCGGCGUUAGAUGAAGCAUGGAAGAUUGCAAAGGCGGAUGCACCAAAUUAUUGGCAUAAGGAUCUCGUGUACACCAUUCCAGCUCGCUUGAAACCGACUUCCCAAUACUCAAAAGCUGAACCGUCCCCGUUACUGUCUGCUAGUUCCGUCGGAUCCAGCAUCGAAGAUUACAUCGGAAGCGGCACCGACACCGUGGGAGGUAGAACUCCGGUCUUCGGCAAGCGGUUAUCCUUUGUCCAGGAAGACGACGAAGCCUCGGAUAUCACAUAUCUUCACGACGACGACGACGGUACCAUGCACGACAGCGCUAAACGACCAGGAUUUCUUCGUCCGUCUGACGGUCGGUCCGUCACACCGCUCCUCAAGAAAUCAGAUGACGAUGACCGCGGGAGGACACGGUAUAAUAGCUCGCGACCGACGUCCCCUCUUCCGAUACCUGCCGUUACGACACCAGCCUCUGACCGACCGACGUUCAGUCGCCGCUCGACGAUGAGAUCUCGGUCUCCGGAUACCCAGGCGCGGAUGGCCGCGCGCAAGAAGUACACAUAUGCGGCCAUCUUCCUGGUCGUAUCGCUGAUAUCCUUUUGUGUGCAGACGGAGCUGGGACGGUACGUGCAGCACGGACUUGGUUGGAACAAGGCUUACUGCAUGUUAUAUCUUACGCACGGGUCGUGGACGUUGUUGUGGCCAGCGCAGCUACUCAUAUUGCGGCUUCAGAAGUGGAACAUGCCCUGGCCGACUUUCUGGCGGCGCCAUGUGUACUUGUUGCGCUCGACGGCGCAUAUGGUCGCCCAUCAAGAGCUUGAUAUCCCGCGGCAUGUCGUUCAGCGCAGUCCCAUUCCUUACAUCCUCCGCACCACCGCCUUCGUCACCACUUCCUUGACAGUCGCUGGCCUGAGUUGGUACGUCGCUGUCAGCAUGACCAGCCCCAGCGACCUAACUGCUAUCUAUAACUGCUCGGCCUUUUUCGCCUAUGCUUUCAGCGUGCCCUUGCUUAAGGAGAAGUUGCGCCUCGACAAGUCUAUUGCGGUGCUGAUCGCAAUUUUUGGUGUCUUGGUUGUCGCGUAUGGCGAUUCUAAAGAUUCCGGUGCGGGAGCUGAUGAGGAGGUGGAAACUGCGGCUAGCACGCGGUUUCUCGGUAAUAUGAUCAUCGGUGUGGGAAGCGUGUUGUACGGGCUUUACGAGGUGUUAUAUAAGCGUUACGCAUGUCCGCCCGAGGGUACGUCGGCAUCGCGCGGCAUGAUCUUCGCCAACGCGUUCGGAAGCUGUAUUGGGGCCUUCACCCUCUUCGUACUAUGGAUUCCUUUGCCGAUUUUGCACAUCCUCGGUUGGGAAACCUUCGAGUUGCCUACUGGCGCAGCGGCUUUCUAUCUCUUCAUAUCCGUGAUCAUGAAUGCGACGUUUGCGGGCAGUUUCCUAGUGUUGAUCUCUCUGACGAGCCCCGUUCUGAGCAGCGUGGCAGCGCUACUGACCAUUUUCAUCGUGGCUCUGGCUGAUUGGGUCAUCACUGGAGAAGGCAUGAGCCCCUCAGCCAUAAGCGGCGGAUGUAUGAUUGUGGCGGCGUUUCUGAUGCUGAGCUGGAGUACCUGGCGCGAGAUGACCGAAGAUGCGGAGCGCAAAGCUGCCGUGGAUGUUGCCGGGCCGGUCGACUGGAGCAGCGAGGACAGCGAUAAAGACGCUGGUCGGCUGGACUAG
Molecule: messenger RNA, 2637 nt
Organism: Daldinia caldariorum
Lineage: Eukaryota; Fungi; Ascomycota; Sordariomycetes; Xylariales; Hypoxylaceae
Product: NADP-dependent oxidoreductase domain-containing protein
Exons: 4
Coding region: 1-2637 (878 amino acids)
Source: RefSeq, a predicted model, not a curated record